AUGAGAGCUAGGAGAGCUUGGAUGCUUGCCAAGCAGCUUAGUAUUGUCUUUGAUGAGUCUGAUAAAGAAGCUAUUAAAGAGAUGAGUCAUACAAGUGCUUAUGGCCCUUACACACCUGGUUUCAAUAAUGUGAUAAAGUUAAACCUGGAUGACGUGGAAGUUCCAUUAGAGUUUAUUGCACAAUACAAAUCUAUGCUGGGAAAUCAUGUUGUUGUUAGGGAUCCUGUAGGGGGGGAGUUCACCUUUCAGUUGGUUGUUGGUAAUAAUGGAGGUUUGCUCAUUGAUGUUGUGGACAAGUUUGUAAAAAGGUAUGAUUUGAAACGAAAUCAUUGGGUAGAUUUCUCCUAUUGUGGAAAGAACAAGUUUUCUAUCAGGAUAUUUGAUAGAAUGAUGAAUCAAAUAAGCUAUGGUGCUGGCCCUUCUGUAAGGCAACCUGAUGUUGGGAGUUCAGGUAAGAAUGGUGAAGAGGUGGUUGUUUCUGAUGUUGGUGAUAAGGAUGAAGUUGGUGGGGAAGUUGUAGUGGCUGAUGUCGGUGGUAAGGUUGAAGUUGGUGGGGAAGUUGCAGUUCCAGUGGCUGAUAUUGGUGAUAAGGAUGAAGAUGGUGUGGAAGUUCCAGUUCCAGUGGCUGAUGUUGGUGGGGAGAUUCCAGUAGCUGAUGUUGGUGGGCAGUUUAUGGAUGUGGAUAACAUUGAAGAGAAUGAUGUAAUUAUGAUAUCAAGUGAUGAUGAGGAGGAUGAUGGAAUCGUGCAAUUAAGUGAUGAGGAGGAGGAUGAUGGAAUUAUGCAAUUGAGUGAUGGUGAGGAGGAUGAUGGUGUGGAGAGGGUUAUUCAUAAUUUUGAUAAGGUCAUUAGCAGCUCUGAUUCUGGUGGAGGCCAGACAAUGGCAUUGCCUAAGUUGUAUGUGGUGAAUCAUAUUAGGGCAAACUGGGAGAAUAUCGUUCUACAAACCCCUAGGGGUAGAACUUAUAGUUGUCUGCUGAAAAGAAGGAAUCCAAGGAAGAUUGAUACUCCAAUCCACAUUGCAAAGGAUUGGUAUCAAUAUGUGAAGGAUCAUGAGUUGAAGUAUAGGGAUGUUGUGCACUUUAGGCCAGUUAGCACUCACAACAAUUUGGUUAAUGUUACCAUUACCCGUGGGCAGCCGUAGUGAGUUUGAUGUUUUGUUGAUUUCCUAUUAAUGUUUUCAGUUUGGACCUUGUAUGUUUUGCCUUUGUUUUGUGCAACUUUUGGACUGGCUUGAUGCCCCUGGCUUGUUAGACCUUUUUGGAUAUGUUUUGUGCAACUUGGUGUUUUAU
Messenger RNA from Lotus japonicus, 1291 nucleotides. RefSeq lists its product as uncharacterized. Gene Ontology annotation, molecular function: DNA binding. NCBI's taxonomy places the organism in Eukaryota, Viridiplantae, Streptophyta, Magnoliopsida, Fabales, Fabaceae. The record is from RefSeq and is a predicted model, not a curated record. The transcript has 4 exons. The coding region runs from base 1 to 1143 and encodes 380 amino acids.